Messenger RNA from Cyphellophora europaea CBS 101466, 1503 nucleotides. RefSeq lists its product as uncharacterized. The record is from RefSeq and is a predicted model, not a curated record. The transcript has a single exon. Bases 1 to 1503 code for a protein of 500 amino acids. NCBI's taxonomy places the organism in Eukaryota, Fungi, Ascomycota, Eurotiomycetes, Chaetothyriales, Cyphellophoraceae.
AUGAGCUCCUCGCCGCCCCAUGCCUACAUUUCCUUCCCCUCUCCUCCCUCUCAACACCCCGUUGCCACCUCCCGUACGGGCCACUACAACGCUCCUCGAGAACCCUCGUCUGCCCAAAGGAGAGGGCCACUACGCCUGCCCUCCCCUCGAUUGUUCCGAGACAUUCUGUCUUCAAUUCCAGAGCCUGUGCCACGACGGCAGGCGGUCCUGCCCGGUCCUUCAUCCAAUAUGCCGGAGGAAUCCUUCGCAGGUGCGAUUCAGCGAGCAAGUCGAGCAGUUGCCAACGCUGAAGAGGCCUUUCAUUCAAGAGGAAGCCACGCAGAAAAUUUCAUCGAUCUAACCCGAACGCCCUCAAAUGAGCUAAGUGAAGUGCCAGGCACGAGCCGGUCACAAGUGAACGGUGAGGCUGAAGCAGAUUAUAUAUCAACUACCACACAUCCGCAUGACGUUCCUCGUCACUCACGAACCCAGCGUUUGUCAACAUCGCUUAACCAGCCUGUCUACGGCUCUGGACCUGCUGCUGCUCCUCCACAGCUACCACUUCCGUGGAUUCAAGAGCCACGACCUGAUCCUGACGACUCGCUCGCCCGUGUCCGAGCCCAACGUGACCGUGCACAACGUGCGCACAUAUUUCAGGCCCACGCUCGAGGCCUUUUCGGGAAUUUCCAACAAUUCUCCUCCGAACGAGACGAACGAGCGGCGAUUCGCCGCCAACGGGAAAACCACGACGCCUGGCUAAGGACUCAGGCUCGAACAAGGCAGCUCCAAGAGGAACUUCAACACCAGGUUGAACAGGACACCAUUUUAUCAUCUUCACAGUCACCCUCUCCAGAACCCGAAAAUACGCUAUCUUCCGGACCAGGUUCACCCGACACACCUCCAUCGCUUAAGCCUGAGAUGAGAGCUACCGGGCUCGAGGCCACCGAGAUCGAAGCCAUUGAUCUGACCGCCGUAGAUGACAUGGUUGGCCUGAACGAUGUCAUUGCCAAACAACGCGCUGAUGCUAUUGCGUCGCAACGCCCCGCAGGAGCAACCGAAUCUGGCCGUACCACCUUCAGCGCUUUCAAAUGCCCCAUUUGCAUGGAUAUUCUAGGCCGCGCUACCGUCACCAAAUGCGGCCAUAUCUUUUGCCACAAAUGUAUCAUCGACACCCUGAAAUGGUCCGCAGACCAGCAUAGACAAGAGCACCCAAAUCAUAAGAUCCAUCCAGGGAGCUGCCCAGUGUGUCGCCAGGCGCUACAAAUCAAAGAUGUAAAGGGUACCGGUCGAACUCUUGUCCCUCUCCGGAUGAAAAAAUUCUCCCUGAAGCGAAAGCGAAACGAUAAGGGCAAAGGGAGAGCAGAUGAGAUCGAGGUGCAAGGCGGUCGGCCGCCCAAGAAGAGGCAGGUAGCUAAGGGUAAAGGCAAGAGAAGCGCGACGACACCUGCUCCGAAGCGCGAAGGCACGGAUGAUUUGUUCGGCGAGUUCACCAACGAGGAUUAUGCAAGUGGCCUGGUCCAGUAG